AUGUCGCACCGAAAGUUUUCGGCGCCUAGACACGGUCACAUGGGAUUCACUCCCAAAAAGCGCUCCAGAACUUACCGCGGAAGAGUAAGAUCCUUCCCCAAGGAUGACGCUUCCAAGCCAAUCCACCUUACCGCUUUCCUCGGAUACAAGGCUGGUAUGACCCACAUCGUCCGUGAAGUCGACAAGCCAGGUUCCAAGGUCAACAAGAAGGAAGUCGUUGAAGCCGUAACCAUCAUCGAAACUCCACCAAUGGUCAUCAUCGGAGUUGUCGGAUACAUCGACACCCCACGCGGACCACGUGCCUUCAAGUCUGUCUUCUCUGAGCACAUCUCUGACGACUGCAGACGUCGCUUCUACAAGAACUGGGGUAAAUCCAAGAAGAAGGCUUUCACCAAGUAUGCCAAGAAAUGGCAAGACGAGGAUGGAAAGAAGUCUAUCGAAUCUGAUUUGAACAAGAUGAAGAAGUACUGUACCGUCAUCAGAAUCAUCGCCCACACUCAGAUGUCUAUCCUUAAGCGCAGACAGAAAAAGGCUCACAUGAUGGAAAUCCAAGUCAACGGAGGAACCGUCGAGCAAAAGGUUGAAUGGGCUCGUGAACACUUCGAGAAGCAAAUCCCAAUCGACAACGUCUUCGCUCAAGAUGAAAUGAUCGACACCAUCGGUGUAACCAAGGGUCACGGAUUCAAGGGAGUAACCAGCAGAUGGCACACCAAGAAGCUUCCUCGCAAGACUCACAAGGGUCUCCGCAAGGUCGCUUGUAUUGGAGCUUGGCAUCCAUCUCGUGUUGCCUUCACCGUUGCUCGUGCCGGUCAAAAGGGUUAUCACCACAGAACUGUCACCAACAAGAAGGUUUACCGUAUUGGACGUUCCUGCAACACCCCAGAAGGAAAGAACAACGGUUCCACUGAAGCCGAUAUCACCAACAAGACCAUCAACCCAAUGGGAGGAUUCCCACGUUACGGAGUUGUCAACCAAGACUUCAUCAUGCUCCGUGGAUCAGUCAUUGGUCCAAAGAAGAGACUUAUCACCCUCCGUAAAUCUCUCAUCCCAUCAUCCAAGAGAUUCGCUCACGAGAAGAUCAACCUUAAAUGGAUCGAUACCAGCUCCAAGACUGGACAUGGUCGCUUCCAAACCUCUGCUGAAAAGGCUGCCUUCAUGGGAAAACUCAAGAAGGACUUCCUUGCUGAGGCUAAGGCUUAA
Auanema sp. JU1783 is the source of this 1200-nucleotide messenger RNA. The record is from the annotation of a GenBank genome assembly. Lineage: Eukaryota; Metazoa; Nematoda; Chromadorea; Rhabditida; Rhabditidae.